UCAGUCAGAAUCAAAAGUCACAGCCCGGCGUGCAGCAGCGGAUGACAGACCCUCCCUCUGACGAGCUCAAACUGCUCUGAGAUCAGCCUGUUUGUCAGAGCGCAGCGGAGCGCGCGCAGCUCCGGACGCACCUGAGCGGUCCGCGCGGAGCAGUGUGACCACCACGACGGUCUCUCACUCUCUCUCUCUCUUUUUCUCUCUCUCUCUCUCUCUCUCUCUCUCUCUCUCUCACACACACACACUCUCGUGGAACAUCUGCCACGUCGCGUCCGAUGGAGAGAGGGGCCGAACCCCUCCUCCCCCGACGGGUCGUCGCUGAUGCGGACUUCCAGAUGAUCAUUCUUUUCCUCACGCGCCUUCUGCUGAAAGCGGGAGUUUCAGGAAGAACAGGAAGUCCGGAGAGCUCCGCGUGAAAUCUUCGCUACGAUGUCCCGCACCGUCUGCGUGGAAAACUUAAAGGCAUGCUGCGUGGCGAAGGGCGCGUUCGUGCGAGCAAGCCGGAGCAGAUGGACUCCCGCCCCGCAGCACACCUGACGCGAUCUUUGUUGCUGAAUGGGUGACGAGCCUCCAGUCGCUUCAUACACUCGACGCAUUGUGCAGGACAGGGUCCCCCAGCCGGGUCGCAGGGAUGUACCAGGAGGUGGCCUUCUUGGCAGGCAACACUGACCACCAGUUUACCCCUUUCCGUUUUAACCGCGUGGAAAAUCCACAGGAAGUCACAUCCAAGAAGGGCUUGUUCUACAAGAGAGCCCAGGUUCUGCUACAGUCUCAGCCGAAUCAGCAGGACGGAGACGAGGCGGGCCUGGCCGACAGGGCGGCCAUUAUCAACGUGGGGGGGAUCAAGUAUCACAUCCCCUGGUCCACGCUGGAUGAGUUCCCGCUGACCCGACUGGGCAAGCUGCGCAGCUGCAGCAACGAGGCCGAGAUCAUGGACGUGUGUGACGACUACGACGUCAGCCGCAACGAGUACUUUUUCGACCGCAACCCGUCGGCCUUCCGCAUCAUAGUGACCUUCCUGGCGGCGGGGAAGCUGAGGCUGCUGAGGGAGAUGUGUGCCCUUUCCUUCCAGGAGGAGCUGCUCUACUGGGGUCUGGAGGAUGACAACCUGGAGUGGUGCUGCCUCCGCAAGCUGCGCCUCAGGCAGGAGGAGUACAAGGAGCUGCAAAGACUGGAGGAGGAGGAGGCCGAACUCACCGCCCCGCAGUCCUGUGAGGAGAGCCAGCAGCCUCCGGGAGGGCCGGAGGAGACCCUCUCGGGGGGCUGCAUGCGAAGGCUCAGGGACAUGGUGGAGAACCCGCACUCGGGCCUGCCCGGCAAGAUCUUCGCUUGCCUGUCUGUGCUGUUUGUAGCCAUCACCGCGGUGACGCUGUGCGUCAGCACCAUGCCGGACCUCAGAGAGGAGGAGGAGAGGGGUGAGUGCUCCCAGAGAUGCUACAACAUCUUCGUUCUGGAAACGGUCUGCGUCGCCUGGUUCUCCCUGGAGUUCCUGCUGCGCUUCAUUCAGACUCAGAGCAAGUGCACGUUCCUGCGCACGCCGCUCAACGUCAUCGACGUGGUGGCCAUCCUCCCCUACUACAUCACCCUGAUCGUGGACUCUCUGUCUGUGGGGGGCAAACCCGCGGGCUCGGGGAACAACUACUUGGAGAAGGUGGGCUUGGUCCUCCGGGUCUUGCGGGCCCUGCGGAUCUUCUACGUGAUGAGGCUGGCCCGCCACUCACUGGGCCUGCAGACGCUGGGCCUGACGGUGAAGAGGUGCACGCGUGAGUUCGGCCUGCUGCUGCUCUUCCUCUGCGUGGCCAUGGCGCUCUUCUCGCCGCUGGUGUUCCUCGCCGAGAGCGAGAUGGGCGCCAAGCAGGAGUUCACCAGCAUCCCCGGCAGCUACUGGUGGGCCGUCAUCUCCAUGACUACGGUCGGCUAUGGCGACAUGGUUCCCAGGAGCAUCCCGGGCCAGGUGGUGGCGCUCAGCAGCAUCCUGAGCGGCAUCCUGCUCAUGGCCUUCCCCGUCACCUCCAUCUUUCACACCUUCUCCCGCUCCUACGUGGAGCUGAAGGAGGAGCAGAACCGGGCGCUGAGGCAGAAGGCUGACUCGCAGGACAGCACCAAGUCGCAGAACAGCGAGGACUCACAGGAGACAGACAGCUACCGCGGCAUGGCGGAGGCCACUGCGGCGGCGGCGCAGAGGAGGAAGUCCAUGGCUGCUCAGAGGGCGGCCGAGAUUAGAGCGUCCAUGAACACUUAGACGCCGACGGUCGAGUGACUUUUCUGGAGAAGCUGUGACAUCCGUCAUGAGAAUUCAAAGACGACAAGCUGAAGAGAAGGGGGAGAUUUCCCUGCUUUGACUGCAGGCGUCCCUGUGCAUAUCUGCGGGUCGCCAGGUUUACAAAGGAGCAGCAGAAUUUUUUUCUUUUCUUUGUCCAAAUCUUACUUCAACAUUUCAGAAACAGCACAAUAUCCUAGAUGAAACACCUUUAGCAACAUAAGACUGAUGGCCGGGAAGCUUGUGAAGAGGAAAUCUAACAUCACAGCAUCACAUUCUGUUCUUCAGAGCCUGGACUGAAACGCACACGGUGUUUUUAUUCUGAAAUGAAGGUGUUGCUCAGUUGUCAGCCGUGCAUUAUGUGAAGAUACAUACAGCAGAAACCAGGUUUUUAGACAAACGUUUGCAGUUUUAUGUCAGUUGGAGGAGUGUUUUUUAAAAUUAUACAAAAUAUGAAGUAUGGAGAGACAUAUUUAAAGAAAAUGAUUGUCUAAAACAAUCCUCUCAUAAUUCUGGCAUAGAGAAAACAAAAACUUUUUUUUUUGUUUGAUUUGCUGUCAUACAUAGAGUGUAUGUAAAUAUCUGGCUUCGACUUCACAUCUUCAUUUUCAUUUUGGUCUUUGACUAAAUCACUUGUUAGAGGCGAGGUUGGAAUAAAUCAUGUGCACGUAAAACAAAGAAACACAAUUUACAUCUAAAAAGUGGUGUUAAAAAAAAAAAAAAUUUAUUAUAUAGAACUGAACCUCAUGCUGAUAUUUUUAAAGAUGCCACUUUUCCUGUUCCCUUAAACACAUCGUAGCUAAGACAGGUGUUGUUUAUUAGGUACAGGAAUCAGGUCACAUCCACUGCAGCGUUCUCAUAAACUUCUGACUGAGUUAAUUACAUCCCAACCACCAAGCAGACAAAUCUGCAACGUGACAUUUUCAAAAUUGAGUCUCUAUAGAUAAACCAAAUUAUAUUUUAUUGCAUUAAUCAGUGCGGUUUAUAAGUGCUUGAGGGUGUUUAUUAAAAUAAUCAUUUUUAAAAAUACAGUUAGUUUCCAAAUAUAUUUACACCCCUUGAACCUUUAACCUUGUUGCAAAAUGCAAACUGUGAUGCAAUUUUGGGGGAUUUUAUUUGAUUGACACACAAAACGUAGAGCAUUAUUAAUAAGCGGAAGGAAAAUUCUUCAUAAAUAAGUGGAAAUCCUAUCGCGUUUUUAUUCAGCCCUCUUCAUUUUGACGCUCAUGAAUAAAAUACAGCUUUUAGAUGCUUUUAGAAAUCAUCUACUUUGUAAACUAAAGUCAUUUUAUGUUUGCUUUAAACAUCUGCAUAUUACAGGUAGUCAACAUUUUUUUUUUUUGAAAACUGUUCGGAUUUGCUGAAAUCGCAAAAAACAUUCUUACUUUUACUGUCAGACUGUAGAAGUCAGCCUGAAGUUAUUUUUCUGUGUGCCUAAUUUUAAUCAAACAUUGUUCAGUUUUAGAGUUAAAAUAACGCUGGCCUUUCAGUUGAGUGGUGGCCCUUAAAAAACUCAAAGCUAAGCUAAUUAUUCCCCCACUUGUUUGUUUUUACCUCUCCAGCUCCAUGAUGUAUAAUAUAUCCAGCACAUUUCCUCUAAAUCAACUUGUGCCUAUUUCAUGUUUCACCAAAUCCUGUUACGCCACUGAAAGUAUUUAUGCUAACAUUGAUUAGCCACGUAGCCACUUCUCUAUGGCAUGUCAAACUUUCUUGGUACGAUAUUGUUUUCACGUGGAGAAACGUCACUGAGCUCUGACCUAACAACUAACUAGUUUCCUCUACUAAUACAAAAUUCACAACAAAAUAUUUCAUAGCAUGUUAGCACCUCGCUAAAUAUCAGAGGAGCUGUUAGCGUCUUCAGGAAUGGGAGUAAAGUAUGACCUCUAAACAUAUUUGAGUAUGGCUGAAGGAAGAUCAAAUAUAAUAUAAUAAAAGUUUAGAUAUUCUGUUUGCUCUAAGAGCACGGACAUUCUCUAAAGACAUUCAUAUAAACCCACCUGCUAAUUUUUAAUUUAGUAUCAUCAGAUCUCAAACAUGAACCAGAGAAUUUAAAGGGCUUCACAUUCGACUGGCAUGGCUGCUGUUUUUACUGCUGAGUGACUCCGUUCUGCUCAUAAAUGUUAUGUUUUCAACAUGGCUUUUUUGGGGCGAAAAUGUAACAAAGUUGAUUGAUGUUUUGAUCUGACCCUUUUUUUUGUUAUAUCUGCUGUUUGUUUGGCGCCACCUGUUGACGUGGAGUAACAUUGUCCCUCCUGGCACACAGCCACCAUUUUAUCGCAUGGUUUAGCGGUGCAGCAGAUGGCAGGCAGAGCACUAGAAAUUACAGAAUAGCAAUUAAAAAUUAGAAACAGAGGUAUUACCCCUUUUUAAAAAAGCAGCAGCAUAAAUAUUUUAAGAAUGCAAUACCCUUUAACAACAUGCUAACAUAUAAUAUAGACUGCUAAUUUUGCAGCAUUUUGUUAAUGCUCACCAAUAGGUUUUUGUGUUAUACAAUUUUUACUCAUUUUGCUAUUUGUAAAUAAGAACAGAGCGGCGGACUAGACAACCUGUUACAAUGGAAACAUUUUUAUAAUGUUCUCAACAGAUUCUUCCUGGUGAUUUGUUUUUAGACUAAGUAAACAUGAUAUUAUCAGUUACGACUUUCUUUGAUCCUUUGUCCAGUUCUGCAUCAGAUGGGCAACAUAGAAAACUUUAAAGUUCACCAAAAUAAGUAUAAAUCAUCUUAAAUGUUUACUUGAAUUUGAACAGCAAUGACUUACUUACAGACCUGUUUAUAAGAAAUAUUUUUAUUGAUUCCCUUUAAGGGAUAGUUUGGAUUUUUCUUGACAAUUGAUUCUUGAACCCACACCUGAACAGGUGGACGAUGCAAACUCAACUUGGGACACCAGACAUAAUUCAGACUUACUUGCUGUGAGACAACAGAUUACAAGAAAAUAACAAUUUAAUCCAACAGUGACAUCAGUGACGAACUUUGACAUUCACAUAGAAAAACCAUCAAAGUGAUUAUGGUAAAAGAGUAAUGUACUGACUACUGAUGAUCUCCUGACAGAACCCCACUUAAAAAAUACAAACUUGACCUCUUAUCUUGCAGUAACUGUCCUGCCCACCAGGGGAGCUCUCUCCUAGUUGAAACCAGAAAACUCAAUCGAUUCUUUCCUCCCCCGACAAUAAUAAUAAUAAUAAUAAUAAUAAUAAUAAUAUAGCUUUUCUAUUAUGGUAACUUUUCUUUAUUUAUGUUUUUAACCCGUUUAUAGGUGAGGUUUUAUCUAUAUAGGUUCAUAUCAGUCAAACAAACUGACUUGUAAAUGUUUUGCUUUGCAAGCUGCUGACAGUUUAUAUUGCAGCCUGUGAAUCAAAAUGUUCUGCUCUCUAAAACCGUCUCAAAGAUUCACAGUAAUUCCCAGAAUCAUGAUUUCUUCACAUAAAUCUCCAGUGUAAACAAACGUCUUCAACUUUGAUCGAAUGCAUAAAAGAAACAAAACCUCCAAAAACUGUUGAUGGUGAAACUGUCCAAAGCACCACUUUGUAGGCUGUGAAAAAAAAAAACCAUGUUUCACUUGCAGACUGAAUCUCUGGAUUAAACGCAGGACCAAAAAGAAAAUAGCUUGAACACAUUAUUACCCUGCAGAAACUGUUCUGUACAACAUGAACCGUUUUAAGCUGGGAUGAGGAGGUGUUGGAACGAACAUUAAACUGAAAUGAAUUUGCAGUUUGCAUCAUAAAUCCACAGCCUGAGGAACAGUUGUGUGCAUUUUUUUUUUCUAUUGGAAAAUGUAAUAAAGACUAUAAUAAACACAUUGCUGUGUGAA
Messenger RNA from Poecilia reticulata (guppy), 6066 nucleotides. RefSeq names its product potassium voltage-gated channel, subfamily G, member 2 (gene kcng2). The record is from RefSeq and is a predicted model, not a curated record. Gene Ontology annotation, biological process: potassium ion transmembrane transport; action potential; protein homooligomerization. Gene Ontology annotation, cellular component: voltage-gated potassium channel complex; membrane. Gene Ontology annotation, molecular function: voltage-gated potassium channel activity; protein binding. NCBI's taxonomy places the organism in Eukaryota, Metazoa, Chordata, Actinopteri, Cyprinodontiformes, Poeciliidae.